Messenger RNA from Rhodofomes roseus, 3952 nucleotides. RefSeq lists its product as uncharacterized. The transcript has 6 exons. The coding region runs from base 56 to 3778 and encodes 1240 amino acids. The record is from RefSeq and is a predicted model, not a curated record. NCBI's taxonomy places the organism in Eukaryota, Fungi, Basidiomycota, Agaricomycetes, Polyporales, Fomitopsidaceae.
GGCAACCCUCCUUGUUCUCUCCCAUAACCUCUGCAACAAGGGAGACCACACAGAGAUGGACCGCUCAACCCCAGGCGGCGCAGGUGUCCUUAAAUUCUGCAAUGACAUCCGCCUCAGCAUGGCUAAGGACCCGGGAAGACAGCUGUUACACGACCGGAUUCAGGACACGAUGGACUUCUUGGAUGAUUAUCUGGAGAAAAUUUUGGAGGGCCCGAGCACUGAGUCCAUGACGGAAUUGCUGAAGACACCUGGCCGUCGGAAGAACGCGCAUACACGGACACGGUCUACGACGGCUACGGCUGCAAGGAAGGAGGCCGUAAUUGCGAUGACCUUAGACGCGACGGAUCACGGAGGGAACCACGCACCAGUGAACAGCUUCCACAAAGCACUGUUACAGGCUAAGAAGGGUGAUGACGAGGAGCAGACUGACAAUGUUCCUCGCUCGAACGAAUCCCAACAGCGGAUUCCUCACGCGUCGUCUCGACCUGACGUCGCGGAGACUGCGACAAGCAAGCCUGUGGCUCAAGCGUCUGCUGGAGUUCGCUUUGAGCAGGCGCAGGACAGGGUCGAGGAGCGCGGUACAGAGGAGGUCAACGUAUCUGGUGCGCCCACAGAACAAGUGGCUACGGAACUCUCUAUAAUCGCGGAGGACGACGAGCCGGCGGACCGCAGUAGGCUGUCCCUCUUACCGCCCUCGUCGGGCGCGGAGAAUGCUCAGCUGCCCCAACUCGAGGUGCUAAAGGUCGAGGAGCCAAAUCAUGCUUCGGACGCUCUGACAAGUAUGGACGUCGAUGAGCCUGCGCAGACCGAAACCAUGUCAACUACGGAUACGUUCCACUCCAUCUCUCUCGACUCCCCGCCGUCGCAUCGACACAUCACGCCGGCCCCCAAAGACCCUUCGCCAGUUGCGGACGAACCGCAGGAGGCGCAAGAACCGAUCCCAAUUGUGCCCUCUACCACGGCCGACGACGAACUCAGCGUCCCGCUCCGCGAUGAGCCCUCGUCGGCGACGUUGGAUGGUAAACCGAUUAUUGGUCUGCCUGCGCCUUCCCCGCUGCACAAGUCGGCGCGCACAGGACGAGAGCCAUCCAUGGGUACUGCUCUGGGCCCUGGUGGCAAGCGCGGUUCAUGGCUUGUCAAGGCACGCGAGGUGAAGGCGAUGGAAAUCGCGGGCAAGCGAGCGAGCAGCACGUUAGGGACUGGUCUAGGACUUGGUGUAUUGGGCGCGAAGCGCAAGAGCGGCGAGAUGAUGGAGUUUGGCGGGGCCGUCGCUGGGCCGUCAAGGAGCGCGGAUGACGGAGAGAGGAUGAUGAAGGCUGCGAAGCUGUCUGAAGACGGUGACUCUGCGCAGAAGGGCAAGAUGAGGCUAAUAUCCGUUGAAGAACCGCCCUCGCUGUCCCCGAAGCCGCAUGUAGAGAUGAAGAUCCGGGCGGCCACUGUUCCGCCCGAGGACUUCACCACCGAGAUGCAGGUCACUAACCAAGACGAGCCACUCCUCGACACCUUCAAGAAGAGGCUCGAGGGCUUCGGUGCGAGACAUGGAAAGAGCAUGGGCAAGUCGCUUGGAGGUACUGCUGCCGCUGCGCUCGCGGAGGCACGCGCUGCAGCCGAAGCGCGGGUCGCAGAAAGAAAUAAGCUGGAACGAGGAUCAGACGUCGGUGUCGCGCCAGACGCAAGUGAGGCCAACGACGGCGUCGACAGUGCGGAACUGGCGCUUGCGCCUGCUCCGACAGAGCAUGCACCUGUGUCGGACUCGCAGAAGAGGCUCAGCAUGUCCGACCUACUUGGCCCGUCCAUGAAGGAGCCGUCUCCUCUGUCUGGCCGGGAGCCGCCAUUGCCUGCUCUCAAUAUUCAAGCUGCAAGCGCGAAUGCAGACACUAGCGUCUCGACGACCCCGCCCAACUCGCCUCCUCCUCGUCCCGCCCCGAUGGCUCCUCCCGCUGGCCCAGUAUUCAGCAAGCCACCCACCGUCUUUGCGCCACCGCCCGCAUCGACCUCUGCUGCACAGUCCUCGAAGGCACAGCCGGCCGCCGGCUCCAGUAAGGAUUUCUCUUUCAAAAUGCCCUCGGGUAACCCGUUCUCGAUGCCCGCUGCCAUGACGCUCGGCGUCCCUGCUUCUCUUGGAUCGCCCAACAGUCAGAAAACCGGUGGUGGUCUCUCGGCACAGUCCAGUAAAGCGAGCGUGUUCUCGGACACGAUCUUCGACAAGGAGGACAGCAUUCCUGCGUGGAUGCCGCACACGCAGGACACGGAGUACUCCAUGCAGCCCUCGCAGUCGCAGCAAAAGUUCGAUGACACGGAUGACGACGACAGCUGGCACGUCGAUGAUAAGUUCGCCCCCCAUCAGAUCUGGACGCCAUUCGGGUUCACGUCUGGGGAGAACCGAGACGAUACGUGGAGUACGCUUCCGAGCCGGAGCACGAGCCAAAAGGGCGGCGAUACUGGCUUCGUCACCACGAAUUUCACGAAUGCGUUCGUGGCGAAGAAGGAUGCACCGGAGGCGGGGAUGCAGCCGUCAUCCGCUAUCCCUGCUGUGUUCGACUUCGAGCAGGAGCAAGUGGAACAAGAACAAGAUAUCGCAGAGCAGGACAUCGCGGACGAGGCCAUGGAGAUCGACGAGAUCGUGGAAGAUGAAGAUAUGGAACUCGAAGACAUCGUCAAUGCCGGUCAGUCGACCGUGAGUCUCGUCCAGCCCGGUAUGGAGAGAAGCCAAAGCCAACAGUCCAUGGCGUCCACUGCCUCGUCGUCACAGCAGUCCCAAGUCGGUCUGUUCGGGCAAGCCAGCAAGUUUGUCAGCAGUAUGCUAGGCGGCAGCAAGAAGCCCGUGAAGAGCCUGCAGCUCGCUGCUCAGGCAGCCAAGAAGCAACAAGAAGAGAUCGAGAAGAAGGCGACUCGUAUGAAGGAGAUGGAGAACCGUCGCCAGCUUGUUCAGCAGCGCAAGGCGGAGGAAGAACAGGCGCGUGCACAGGAAGAAGAGAGGAAGAUCAGAGAGGAGAACGAACGGCGCAAGAAGGAGCGCGAGGAGCAUACCGACAAGCGGCCGCUCAGUCGUAUGGCCAGCAAGAAGCAGCUCGACGAUGAUAACACGAAGAAGCGCAAACUCGAGGCUGAGAAGAAGCCUGUCGAGUCCAAGAAGCCUCCGUCGAAAGACAAGAAGGACGUCCCGGCUGCACCGCGCGUUAUGGUCAAACCAGGUCCGAGCACCACGACACACCCACCAGGCACGAAGAUUGGCCCUCCGCCGAAGUCGGCGAUGAAGCAGACCGACCUUUCAGACCCCAAGGCUACCACGGUGACGAAGGUGAUUAAGCACACGGCAUCGUCCAGCAGCCUCAAAGUCGGCCCUCCCAACCUCAAAGGCAAGGGCAAGGGUCCCGCGCGGGACGACGACGAGCCUUCGCAAGCGAUCCGCGCCCAGAUGGCCGACCGCGCGAAGGCGCAAAUUCAGGCGCAGCAGCCGCCGCCGGUGGCGAGCGAGGCGAUCGAGCUGCCGGACAUCAACAGCGAGUACUCGGACUCGGAUGACGAGGACCGCCCGCGGACGUUUGACCCGCCGGACUGGGCGCAGUCGCCCGAGCUCAUCACGGCGCUGCAACAGCAGGCGGCGGUCAACCCAGAUGAGGUAUUCGGGAGGAUCCCGCCGCUCAGGAUGGAGGACAUGUUCAGGACGCGUCAGAGCAGGUUUAGGGCGCGGACGAGUUCGGCGAACUGGAGUGGCCCGGAUGGGCUUACGGCGGAGGAGGAGAGGGAGUAUGCGCGUAGGAUGGGCUUCAAGUGAGUGAAUGGGCUUCGAGUGAAUGGGCGUCAAGUGAGUGAAUGAACUUUACGUUGAGCAUUGUUUUGAGAAUCGCUUUCGCCUACUGUAUUGUUACUGCACUUAAGUUCAAGUUCGAGGUUCUGUACGCAAAAACUAUCAUGCAUUAGAGACUAUGCACCAUGUAAUCCACGGCAC